GUUUAACUCGCGCCUCGUUUCCGAGCGGAUCGGUUCUCACCUGCCACCCAGCCACCUACUACCUGUCUCCUAUCUUCCGGGACCUGCAGCUCCUUGGCUAGAACAAGGAGCACUAACGGCAAUUUAAUUAAUCGCCCAAGUGCCGAUAAGAUUGUUCUUUAAAAAAAUAAACUAAGUGUCACUAUUCGACGACUGAUAAUAUGCGCAUUGUAUAGCCAGUUCAAGAAACACUAGAUCAUUAUCUUAUCGGUGGCAGCCGAUGGACAGUUGAAAUCCCAAGACAAGACACUAUCAUACCAAUCCCAAAAUGACGGAAGUGAAGAGAAGGGGAUCCAUGCCCCCACCGGGUAAUUACUUGUGUGGAAUGGCCAACUGGCACCCGGCCUGGCUCCAAAAAUACGCCACCACCAAGAUGUUCAUGGGAGUUUACGGAUUGCUGGGCACCAUUCAGGCCAUGUCUUAUAUGUACUUCAUCGUUACCCUGACCACUCUGGAGAAACGCUUCAAGAUACCCAGCCAGACGACAGGAAUCAUCCUGAGUGGCAAUGAAAUCUCCCAAAUCAUGCUCUCCCUCAUCCUAUCCUAUAUUGGCGGUCAACGGAAUCGCCCGCGUUGGAUAGCCUGGGGCAUAGUGUUCUGCGGGCUAUCCUGCUACAUCCUCUGCCUGCCACACUUCAUCUACGGAGCUGGUCACGAUGUGCUGCAGUUCACCAAGGAGUACCAGGAAGGAUUACUGAAUAGUAACUCCACUGCAGGAUUACCCAUAUUGCAGAAUGUAACCUCCGCCCAAAGUGAACAGCUUUGUGGAGCUGGGAAGAAAGAGGAGGACUGCGAUGAACUCUUCAGCAUUGUGCCCUUGGUGCUCAUAUUCCUCUCACAGUUCGUGCUGGGCGUGGGCAAUACCAUGUACUACUCCUUGGGACAGACCUACUUGGAUGACAACACCAAGAAGACCAACACUCCCCUGAUGCUCUCGGUGGCCAUGGCUCUAAGAAUGAUUGGUCCAGUUGUAGGAUUCUUUUUUGGAUACAUCUCCCUGAACACCUUCAUCGAUCCCAGCAAGACCCCACUGAUCGACAAAACAGAUCCUCGCUGGCUGGGAGCUUGGUGGCUGGGCUGGGUCAUCUUGGGUACACUGAUGUGCCUGUUUUCUGGUCUCAUAGGCCUAUUCCCGAAACAACUUCCCAAGGCUGAUGAUCCGGAGAAGACCAACUCCCAUCUGCCGCUGGCGCUGCGCCAAACCAAGGAGGAACUGAAGCGGGAGGAGAACCUCUCCCUGAGCAGUCGCUUCUCCUCCAACGCCGCCUUGGACAAUAUUGGAGCGGCUGCGGGAGGAAAUGCGGACUUGCCGAAGCUGAAGGACUUUCCACGUGCCCUCAUGCGACUCUUGCGAAAUAAGCUACUGAUCUUCAACAUCCUGUCGGGUGUCUUCUAUAUCCUGGGAGCCUCGGGAUUCAUGACCUUCCUCACCAAGUACAUGGAGGUGCAGUUCCACAAAAACUCGCAGGAGGCCACAAUUAUCGUUGGUCCUGUGUCCAUUUUGGGCAUGGUAGUGGGUCUUAUCGGAUCUGGUUUGGUUUUGUCGAAGAAGAAACCUCACGUGAGCAAGGUCCUAUUGUGGAACGUGAUGGUGGGCUUCAUCUACAUGAUGGGAAAUAUAUCCUAUGCCUUCCUCUACUGCCCGGACUCCUUCUCCAUGACCCAUGUGGGGCAGCUUAACCUGACGAGUUCUUGCAACUCCAACUGCUCGUGCCAGGACAUCAGCUACACCCCAGUAUGCCAUGAGCCCACGGACACCACCUACUUCUCGGCCUGCCAUGCCGGCUGCCGUGGCUAUAAUGCCACUUCCAAGAUCUACGAAGACUGCAGUUGCCUGGCCAAUGCCAAUUCCCCGCCAAGUGCCGCCGAAAGGUUCUUGAAACUAUUGGAAGCCACACCAGAGCCGGAAUGGGAGAGUACUACGGACCUAGGAUUCGACGAAAUCCCUCUUCUGAAUAACGAAAACGAUUUCAACGAGGAGCCGAUACUGCGGAAAAAGAGGUCCCUCCCGGAAGAGGUGGUUCGGCCAGGAAUCUGCACGAAGAACUGCAAUUGGAGCUUCUGGAUGUUCUCCAUUACCUCGAUGGUGAUAAACUGGUUCGGCUCCUCGGGACGCGUGGGCAAUGUCCUUGUCAACUAUCGCGCUGUAGCGCACGAGGACAAGUCCUUUGCCCAGGGAUUAGCCUUGAUGAUGAUCAGUUUGUUUGCCCUGAUCCCGGGUCCGAUUAUGUUCGGACGCCUCAUAGACUCCACGUGCUUGGUGUGGUCCCAGACUUGUAAUGGGAGUGGAAACUGUCAGUUGUAUGAUCAAACCCGGUUCCGAUAUUCUCUGAACUUCCUGUCCUGCGUCCUCACAUUCAUUGGCAUGUUCUUUGACUUCCUGGUGUGGUACUACGGCCGGACUCUGGACAUCUAUGGCGACAAGGAGAUCAAGGAGGAGGAGCGCGCCAACAGAAGAGAUCAACCCAUUACUCCGCUGUUGGCCAAAAAGAAUCAACAGGAGGAAUACUAGUGGGUAGUCCCACCCGUGAUACUCAAUUCUAAGGAGUAGAGUUUAAAAAAUAGUUUCCUAAACCGUUUCAAGGACAUUCCCAGAUCAAAUCUGGGAGUUGAAGUGAAAACGAUUUGGGAAGAUCACCUGUAACCUGCAGCCAUAUGUACAAACCUUCCAAUACAGACCUUUUCAGUAGGAUAGUCCUCUAUAUGAUGUGCAUCUUGGAUCAAAUUUGUAAAUUUGUGUUUUACAUUUUUAAGAAUAAUUCACAUACUGCAGUAUGCUUAGUGUAAUAUAAAUAAAAAAGAAUUUAUUUGUAUCUAUUUCUAUGAAUAAACAAAAAUAUUUUAAAAGUCUGUCUCAUUAUUUUUUUAAAUCAUAAACCCAAUAAAGUAAAUUUUAAUUAAAGUAUAUUGUUUUUCUUUCAUUUAUAUUUUCAUUUUUUAGUUUUUCCUUUUCAUUUUUAUUGAUAAAAAAUGUUCAAAUUUAUGCAGAUCGUUUUUGUUUCAUUUUUUCUGUUUUUUUUUUUUUAUACCUGUUGUAUAUGUUUAAUAAUAAUACAUUUAAAUUUCGUUUAUCUGUAUAAAUAUUCCCGCUUUGCUUUAUUAUUAAUAUUAUCCGAUCGCUUCUAUUUGUCAAAUGGCAUAGUUUCCGAUUUCCAAUUUCCGAUAUCCGAUUCCCGUUCAGUGUUAAUGUUUUGUGGAUAAAGAAUUAUUUUCAAUAAGUUCCCGCGUAGUCAACAAUUAAAUCGAACUUACUAUAUUACUAUAAGAAUUAUUUAUUUCUCGAGUUUCGAUUCUUAGGAGGCUGCUGCGAAAAGCGUUCAAGCGUUCAAAUUUUGAUAUCCUUCAGAUUUGAGUGUUAUUUCAGUUAAUUAAAUUAACUAAGAUAGGGGCAAUGGGUACUACUAUGAUUAUUUUAAUAUAAUUGUCUUUUUAAAUGGGCAACAAUUUUUGAUUUUCGGUUAACAAAGACUGGAGGGGAAAAGAUAAGAACGAUUCUGAAAACAUGAAUGUUUUGAAACCGCCUUGGUCCAGGAUCUGGAUGAGUUCAAAAAUAAAGAAUAACGAAAUAAAUAAAUGGAUGUUUUUGGUUUCUGCUUAAUAGCAAAAGGCAUUUAUUAUUAAUUUUUUUUUUGUUUCAAUAUCGGUUUCGUGUCAACUCUCACGAACGAAUUCUUCAAUUAACUAAAUUAUAAGAAAAUGAAAUGUGUGUGUGCUUUUUUAUGCAAAAAAUUAAAUUGGUUUAUCAAAGGAUAAUUUGAAUUAAGAUUAAGGUUAACAAUUAAAGGUUUACGUAGUUGAUACAUGUUUCUCUGUUACUGUUUCUAUUAUAUGC
Molecule: messenger RNA, 3871 nt
Organism: Drosophila ananassae
Lineage: Eukaryota; Metazoa; Arthropoda; Insecta; Diptera; Drosophilidae
Gene: Oatp33Ea
Product: solute carrier organic anion transporter family member 74D
Exons: 7
Coding region: 308-2551 (747 amino acids)
Biological process (GO): sodium-independent organic anion transport; transmembrane transport
Cellular component (GO): membrane
Molecular function (GO): protein binding
Source: RefSeq, a predicted model, not a curated record